AUGUCAAUCGGCGUCCCUUGCCUCUGGGUGCCCUGGUUGUCCUCACCAGCUCCCCCGUCGCUGGCAAUCACAUCUCAUCUAUCCACAGUUGCUCGUCAUGGAGAGCAGGUUUCUUCGACGCCAUGGACGGUUUCCCCGCUCUUGACGCUGCCUGGGGAGCGAGAAACGACGAUCUCUCUUCGAGAAUCGUCGUCUGCGGAAAUGCAACGGGCUGGUGCGAAGGCUGAGAAUGCCUUGACCACUCCGGUGCCUGUGAGCGCGCCGGGCUCGGGCUUGGCCUCUGACCCGUAUCGCGGGAGAGAUAUCCUAUCGGACGAUGUGGCUAGUCCUAUGCCUAGAGCGGCGAGAGAAGAUCUUCUGACACGAGCCAAGCUAGAGUUUCUGGUUCGGAGCCAAACGAGUUUGUCAAUGUCUCAACUGCACAUCGGGCCCUGUCGCACUGGAGAGACGACCAGUGCUCCCCAGCCUAGUCUGGACGCAAAUGAAGAGCACGAGCACGAUAGAGAUUCCCCGAUCGGUCCUGCAGAUCGGAAGGGAGAGACGAUAGGCAGCGAUAUGCCUCACAUAUCACCAUCACUGGAGAAGAAGAAGAAACUAAAGCGGUUUCGGUUAACACACAAUCAAACUCGGUUCCUAAUAAGCGAGUUCACUCGCCAGGCACAUCCAGAUGCUCCUCACCGAAAACGUCUGUCGCGAGAGAUUCCAGGCUUAACGCCACAUCAAGUCCAAGUGUGGUUCCAGAAUAGGCGAGCCAAGCUCAAGCGUCUGAUGCCAAACGAUCGCGAAAGAAUGCUGAAGUCGCGAGCGUUGCCGGAUGAUUUUGACACUACCAAAGUCCUGCGCACGCCGUUUGAUAACAAAUCGACUAGACAGCUCCCCGUUGCCUUGCCACAGGGCUAUGGGGUCCCGAGCCAGAGCUUUGCGGAGUGGAGAGCGCUGCGCACGGAUCGUUUCCAACGUCCACACCCAGCCGACUACGUCGUCUCCCCUCUUAGCUCUGCGUCGACCACACCUAUUUGUCCGAUGGACCACUGUGUCCCACGGCACCCUGGUGGGAUAAUGGCAGCACCAUACCAUCAGCACCAGUUGUUUAAGGGCUCGGUAUCACCGACAGAUUCUCAGGGACCGCCAAUAACCUAUGACAUGAGUAAUAUCGGCUCGCAACCGCAAAGCAAUCGGUUACAGUCACAUCACGCAAUGGAGCCACAAAUACCACCUCACAGAAGAACUCUGUCGGCUCUCCAGUCCCUCCUAGUCUCCGCGCCCCACGAAUACCAACAAUACUCAUAUGCCAGUCCCUCGGGAUCCAUGGCUGGCCUUCCCUACACUCAAUCCAACGCCUCCACCCUCAGUCUCCCGACAUCCUUUGCCCCAUCCGAGUCCUGA
This is a messenger RNA of Penicillium subrubescens, 1386 nucleotides long. RefSeq names its product homeobox domain-containing protein. NCBI's taxonomy places the organism in Eukaryota, Fungi, Ascomycota, Eurotiomycetes, Eurotiales, Aspergillaceae. Bases 1 to 1386 code for a protein of 461 amino acids. Gene Ontology annotation, biological process: regulation of transcription by RNA polymerase II. Gene Ontology annotation, molecular function: RNA polymerase II transcription regulatory region sequence-specific DNA binding; DNA-binding transcription factor activity, RNA polymerase II-specific. The record is from RefSeq and is a predicted model, not a curated record. The transcript is spliced from 4 exons.